AUGACGGUGUUUGUUACGAAGCAGUUUGACGAAGCAGACACUGCCUUACAAAAAGAGGACGAACCAGUCUGGCAUUACUUCGUUCACUAUCAGAAAUGGAACGUGAACUGGGAUCGCUGGGUUCCUGAACACAACGUCUUUGAUCACAGCGUAGAAAUGCAAACAUAUGCAGCUCGCCUUGCCAAAGAAAUCGCCGAACUAAAAAAGGUGCUGUCUAGAAAAGCUAAGGGGAAGAAGGCUUUCCAAACGAUUGAUGGUGUAGAAUUUCUUCGCGCGUGGACAAAGAAACGCGCUGAAAUCGACGCGGAAUUCAAACUUGGCCAGAUAAAAGAGCAAGGAGUUCCAGCGGAUGUUGAAUUUUCAGACGUGAAGGUGUCUAAAAAACCGCAAUUCAAACAUAUGAAGGAAGGAUGGACACGACAAAACCUAGAAGCUGAAUUAAGCCUUCGGCAGAAAUCUUUGACGAACAAACGAGCUCAAUCCAAUUCGAACAAGAUUUCCCUCCCGUUUGCCUUGAAACGAGUCCUUGUGGAGGACUGGGAAAUUAUCUGUCAGUGCGAAAUGGUACCACAACUUCCUACAUCCGUUACGAUUCGACAAGCUUUGACUCAAUAUCUUUCUACCAAGAACUUGAUACUACCCGAUGAACGGAACAAAGAUCUGUUCGCUCCAUUGGAAAACGAGGCGAACGAGGAGGAAGGUAUCAUUAGUUUGGAUAGCUCUAUAGCUGAGACUGUCGAUACAAAACAUUCCUGUGACGAUAAUAAUUCGCAAGAAUGGAUCGACAUGGCCAAUGGGAUGAUGAUGUUUUUUGACGAGGCGUUGCCAGUUCGCCUUCUUUAUGAGGCAGAGUUACCGCAGGUGCGAGUAAUGAAUCGAAUUCUUGAGUAUGCCCAGGUUCGGGACGUCGACAUCUACGGCUGCGAGUACCUGCUCCGUCUCUUGGUGCGUUUACCAGAUUUGGUUGCUAGUGGGGUCGAUGAAGUGGAAGCGAGAUCAAUUUUCGCAAAAAUAAAUGAUUUUGUACGUUUUCUUCACAAGAACCAGGCGACCUUAUUGAAGCAAAACUUUCGCAAACUUAACAACUUGGAAGUGAAGGAACGGCAAAAGAUGCUGAAGCGAGCUGAGGAACGAAAGCGGAAGGGAGAAGCAAUCGAAGAUCACAGCGAGGCAACAUAUCCAUGACCGCCGUUACUAUGCGCUAAAAAGGAAUUGUCUUAUACACUGCCUUAGAUGAGCUGGUUGACACUAUGAACCACGUUUUUACAGU
Messenger RNA from Phaeodactylum tricornutum CCAP 1055/1, 1270 nucleotides. RefSeq lists its product with no specific name. Lineage: Eukaryota; Bacillariophyta; Bacillariophyceae; Surirellales; Neidiaceae. Gene Ontology annotation, biological process: chromatin organization; regulation of DNA-templated transcription. Bases 1 to 1185 code for a protein of 394 amino acids. The record is from RefSeq and is a predicted model, not a curated record. The transcript has 2 exons. Gene Ontology annotation, cellular component: histone acetyltransferase complex; nucleus.